GAAAUAAACAGCAAUUGAUAUUUCUCUUUCUUACCUGUGUGUACUCCCAGGUAGUAAAUAUAACUUCCGUUUCAGUCACAGCAACUGGAAAUAGUUUAUUUGAAAAAAAGAAAACUUUAAGAAGCCGGAUUAACUGGCUAAGCAAAAGACUAAGACAGUGAUCUGAAAUGCCACCCGUAUUUGAGGGAUACUGGGGAAAGGAAACAUCAACGCUUGAUUGGUGCGAGGAAAACUAUGUAGUUAGUUAUUACAUUGCUGAGUUUUGUAAGUUGUUUAAUUUAGUAAAGAAAGUUUAACCUAACUUAAACUUAUAGUACAUAGAUAGGCCUAACUUAAAGUCUACUAUUUUAAAAUUUGACCUCUGACUGAAGUUACUGAUGCCUUUCGUUACAAAAAAAAGUGAUUAUGUUAAAAAAAUAAAUUCAUUAAGAGCUUAGGCUUAGUCACAACCAAGUUAUUAGUAUUAUAAUUAUACUCAAUAGUAAUAAAGCCCACAAAAAGGGGGGGGGGGGGGGGGUGUUAAAUGUGUUGGACAGCAUCAGUUAACACUUAACACCAUCCAAGGUGGGUGACACUCUCCAAGUAGGGAGGAUGACAUCAGAUUGAAAAUUUGACUGAGCUUCCUCAACAAGUUGCCGGUUGGUUUCAUAAAAGAUAUAACAAUAUAAAAGUUAAAUAAAAGAGCAGGAUCCCACCAGAACAGUUAACAAAUUAAAAUUAAAACAGCAGUUGUUAGAGUUGUUGACACCCUGGAGCUGGUCAUUAUUUAGUUUAGUAUAAGUUCUGUAUUAGUAGCAUUCCCUCUAGAAAAACAUAAAACUUAACAAUAUUAACCUAUUCAAUGACAUCACUAUGGGAUGCAAUGGGUGGGGGCUGUAUAUUAUGAGUUGACAACAUCACUGGGGGCGGACACUAAAUGAAAAACUGCAAAUUUAUUAAUUUAUAAUUUCACUAUUAAGUCUUAGCCUAAUUUAUUAAAUUAUAUUUUAAUUGCAUGUGAAUAUGAUGGCAAAUGAAUUGUUUGAGUUUUCAGGUGCAUUUCUUUUUAAUUACUAAUUUUUGGAAUACUGUUUGAAUGAAAUCAAAAUAUUUUUUCACACCCACACAGGGAAUACUAUUUCCAAUGCUGUGAUGAUAUUUGCACCACUUGUCAUGGUCUUCUUUGGAUACAUGGAAAAGCAUGAAAAGCGUUUUAUUUAUAGCUUUUUGGCUUUGACGGGUAAGUCUAGCAAUAAGUAGUAGAGAGGUCUUGAUCUUAUCCAUUAUUUCCCGUUUUAAUUUUUUAUAUGAUUCCAAAAAGCAAAAGGCUGUGAAUGUGAAGAAAAUAUCUAAUAUCUUAAUGAAAUACUAUUGUUACAAGAAAACGCAUUAAAAUAAGACAAAGGAUAAUUAUUAUGCCUAUCAAAUAAAAUUAUAACAUUCAUCAUAAUAAGCAAAAAAAAAAAAAGAUCAUAUCAUAAAUGUAAUUGCUUAUUGGUAAUAUAAUAAAAAUUUAAAUUUCAAAAAGAAAAAAAAAAAAGCAUAAACUUUAAUUUGGGACACAGAUGUUUCUUCAUUUUCAUUGUUAUCAUGUUCUACAUUUUAAUCAUAAUAUUAUCUAGCUUUAAAGCAAGUCUGUGUAAUCAAGCGAAGUAAUACCAUUUGUCUUUUUAUUGUUUUGAUUUUUACAGUUGUUGGGUUUGGUUCUUGGUUGUUUCAUAUGACACUAAAGUACAGCAUGCAGGUAAUAAUAAUAAAGGCUUCAAAGAUGGUGUUGAGCAGAGCACAAUGUGCCAUUAUGCAAUACCGAUAUAAAAGUAAUAACAAUUCAAAUAUGACCUUGUGUUUAUAAAAAAAAAUUUUGGGCCAGUUUUCUGGAACAAUUUCUUUUUGCUCUUCCUCUCAAUCAUGUCAUUGAUGUAUCAUUUUUGAGUUUGAGAGAAACUAACUAAUCCAAGUGUCAAAUGCUUUCCUGGUAGAAGUUCAAUAUCAGUCCACUUUUGAGUCUUGACCUACCUUUAGUUCAUUUUAAUAAUUGAUUAUUACUGGACCUUUUAUUAUUACUGGUACUUUAUUGUACAUUGAAAUUUAUCGAUCUCUCUGUAUUCUAGCAAAAUUAUAUUUUAUUGUUAAAAAAUGAAUACAGUAUUAAAUUAGUUUAUUUCUUUCACUUUCAGCUGAUGGAUGAGCUUCCAAUGAUAUGGGGUACAAGCUUCUUGAUUUAUUCCUUGUAAGAGUUUUAUUUUUAUUGUUGGGUUAAUAAAUUACAGAAAGGGUUGUUGACCCUUGUCAAAAUUCAAUCAUUCAUGAAAUCAUUGCAUAGCGGUUUUGUGCUUUAACCAUUCUGCCACCAUAAACCUUAUCCUGGGGCCAGUAGCAGAAGUUAAAUUAUAAGUAUUUGGCCUGUGGAAACAAAACUUUUUAAAGAUAAUCAUCAAUAUUUUCUAGUGAUAAUAGCUAUUUUAUCCUAGAUUACCUGCUGUGAAAUCUUAGCAUAUCAUGCAAUAUUUUUUUCUCUGAAUAGUGCCCCUUGACAUUCAUUAACAUGUGCAAUAAUUAUUUUCUGUUGGUAUAUCUAUCUCUGAAUAUUAUUUAUUAAAAAAUAACUUACUAAUAUUUGAUGUGUUUUACACUGAUAAUUGUACGGAGUGAGCUAAUGAUGUAAAAUACACAUUUAUAAAAUCUUUAAGUUAAAUUAAAGGAUACUGUUAUUUGAAAGUUACUUUAAUAGGAUUGAGUUAUAUAAUUUAAAAAAACAGUCUCAUUUUAUGAAAUUAACUUCAGUGUGCUCGAUACAGCUAUAUUUUUUCCCUUCUUUUUUUUUAAUGCUUUUGUUAAGUGGGCUGAUGGAUAUGUAGCACUGGGUGUACUUGAAACAUUAAUGAAAAGUUUGCUCUUUCAGGUACAUGAUGGAUAGCAAGCCUAAUGAGGAGAGCCCUCUGCUGCAGCUUAUUUUGAUUGUCUACUGUAUAAUAGUUACUCUUGUAAGUAUAACUGUAAAACUUCUUAACAUUAAUGCUGUAUUAAUGGCCACGUCCAAAGUUGAAUUGCUAUAAAUGUUCCAUCCCCAUCUUAAAAGUAUGUUAAAAAAACAUAGUAACCCACUGGACAUACAUACAGUACGUAUCUGUUUUUCAACAUCACGAUCAUAAUUCUUCUUUUAUUGAUAUACUUUGAGAAAUAUCAAUUCAAAAAAUGUAGUGAGUUUAUAAGAAGAGGUUAGUGACAUGAAUUAAAAAAAACACUUACUGUGCUUUAAAAAAUUAAAGAAAUUUAAAUUUAUAUAUGGCUGAGACUAUUUGCACCAGGUACCAGAGGUGAGAGGUUGGGAUUAAAAAAACUAUUUAAAUAUUAUUGUUUGGUUUGUAAGACAAAAUGGACCCGGACAUGCAGUGCCGCCAUACGGACCCGGGUCCAUUUUGACUAAAUGCUAUUCGGAUGUCAUUUGUGGUAGUUUAUUUUAGUUAAACUGAAGAAUUAAGUUUACAAACCAAUAGUCCAUUCAAUUAGCUUUCAUUUGAUACCACAUUUUGUCUUAAAAACCCAACAAUAAUAUUUUAAAUAGUUUUUUAAUCCCAACCUCUCACUUCUGGUACCCGGGUGCGAAUUUCCACUUCGUUUAUAUAAAGUGAAACUUUUGUGUCUCUGUCCUAGGUGUACAUCUUGAUCAACAUUCCUAUCAUUCAUCAAGUUUCCUACGGCCUUAUGGUAUUUUGUAUAGUUGUCCUUGCCAGUAAAAUGGUUCUGUAAGUACUUUUGUAACAUCUUAACAAUUUAGUAAAAUAAAUUGGACACUUUUAAAGUGAAAACAAACAUAUUUUUCCUGUCCAACCUUUACUUUUAUUUUGAAUAGUUUGCCAGGCCGGGGGCCAACAACCUGCAGAAAUGAUUAUGCAAGUUUUUUUUGUCAUUGGUUACUGUCUAUAUCAAAGAAUAAUCACUUUUGACAACUGCUUAUGCCAGGAUACAAUUUGAACAUGGUGUUGAAGGUUUACUAUUUUUAUGUCAUAUUAAAAAUGGAUCUCAAAAGAUAUUGACUGCUGUUUAGGCUCAUGUUAUUUGAAGUUGUAUCAUCAAGCUCCACAGGUUACAAGCCUAUUAUUGUUUUAUUCAACACUACAGCAAAUCUUAAACCAGUGACCAAAAGUAGAUAAGGGUUUUAAAAGUAAUGUUCACCAUUUGACAGUGCUAUAAAUAACCCUUCUUGUCGUUUGCAUUUACAGCACGAUGAAAUGUGAUAAAAAAUUGUACAUGAUAGGCGUCUUGACUUAUGCGCUAGGAUUUCUCUUGUGGAAUGUGGACAACAUGCUUUGCUCUCAUUUAAGGCAAGUUUUGGUAGCAUUCCCUGAGAAAAGCAUUCAUGCAUAUCAUUUUUUAAACUAAAAAUCAAGGGCUUGAAAUCUUGACUUAUAAUGUGUAACUGUAACAUUGGAAGGUUAAAGGUCAGGAACUUUUGAUCCCAAAUUUAAAUGGUAACUAAGAAAAUUCUAUAGUUGAUGAAUAAAAUUUGUAGAAGACCUGAUGACCAAUCUGGAGAACCACAAGCAGACUGACGUGCUGGUAAUGGACUUCGCAAAAGCAUUUGACCGUGUGAAUCAUAGUUUGCUUCUACACAAACUCCAGAGAUAUGGGAUUCAAGGCACCACUAAAACAUGGAUCUCUAGCUUCCUCAGCCACCGACGCCAAGCAGUAGUGGUGGGCGGUACAAGCUCCUCCUUUGUCGAUGUGAAGUCAGGGGUCCCCCAGGGAUCAGUCCUGGGCCCCUGUUUGUUCCUAGCAUACAUUAAUGACUUACCGGAGAAACUGACAUCACAGGCAAGACUGUUUGCAGAUGACACAGCAGUGUAUAGGACGAUCGCCAACAGAUCUGACCAGGACCAGCUACAACAGGAUCUCAAUCUGUUAGCUGAGUGGGAGAUGAGCUGGGACAUGGAAUUUCACCCUGCCAAGUGCCAGACACUAUCAAUCUCUAGAAGUUGUACUCCUCUACACUACCAAUACAAACUGCACGGCCAUAUUCUUGAGCAAGUUUCCUCCGUAAAGUACCUGGGUGUUACCAUUCAAAGAGAGGUCCGCUGGGACGAGCAUAUUAACAAUGUAUGUAACCAAGCAAACCAAGCCUUGGGGUUCUUAAGGCGAAAUCUAAAGAUUGGCAACUCCUGUGUGAAAGAAAGAGCAUAUAAAGCCUUUAUCCGUCCGAUUUUAGAUUAUGCAUCUUCAGUCUGGGACCCAUUUACCCAGAAGAGCAUUGACAGGUUGGAGGCGGUCCAGCGACGAGCAGCACGCUUUGUCCUAAACCGCUACAGGAAUACCUCUAGUGUUGGCAGCAUGCUAGAAACACUAGGCUGGUCACCAUUGGAGAAACGACGACGACAAUCCAGGCUCUCCAUGAUGUACAAGAUAAAUAAUGGGCUGGUCCACUGUUCCAGUAUUAAACAGAAACUCGUCCCUCUCCCCCAUAGACAGCGACGAGGCCAUGACAGGCAAUUCAGGCUCCUACCAGCAAGAAGCCAGUAUAGGAGCUGCUCAUUCCUGCCCAAGACAAUCAGGGACUGGAACAAUCUUUCAAAAGGAACGGUUGAGGCGACAACACUAGACACAUUUGUGUCUAUUGCCUCCAGCCUUCAAACCCCUAGUGCAUGAUUUCCUCAUCAACACCAGUAACAGAAACAUUGCAAAUCCCAUCUACAUGCAUAGGAGCCAAAAUGAUCAAUAAAUUGAUCGUGGGCCCUUAAGAUAUAGAAGAAGAAGAAGAAUGGCUCUGUAACAGCAAUGAUUGACGCCAACUCGUCUGUGUUCGGUAUAACGACUGAUCUUUAUUCUAUAUUCUGAACUCUUUUUAUACGGUACUUCACAUUCAUGAUCGCUCAUUCCAUUUUCCACACCUUUAAGUUUAAAACAUUCAUGAAUAAAAAAAACUCACCACGUCCAGUCAUACCACAUAAUAACAACACAGGCCAAUCAGGUCACAAAGUUCACUCAUUACUCACAAUAAUAAUCGUCAGUCAUGCAUAUCACCACAAGCUCUGGUUACAUGACAUCACUAUAAUCAAAAUGAUAAAUAAUUUUUAUGCAACUAAAUCCAUAUUGCGCAACAUACACAAAACAUACCAAUUUACUGAUAUGAACCGUCUUAUCCAGAAGUAUAAGAGAACACCCUGUAGGGCAAUUCUCAGGAAUGUUGUUUGAGUGUCAUGCCUGGUGGCACAUAUUUGCAGGGAUGGGAACAUACAUUGCCUUGCUAUUUGGGUAAGUUCUGAGGAUAAAUCUAUUAUGUAGAAAAACUUUUCUUUGUACUUUCAUUUUAUUGUUUUGAUUAAGCUUCCAUCUUUUAAGAACACCAAAAUGUUUACGUCUGUUUUUUUCCAAUAUUAAUUAAUAAAUCAUUUUAAAAUUGUGCAUGUCAUGGCUGUGAAGCUGGAGGAAUUUUUUGUAUUAGGCAGUUUUGUAGAAUAUCAAAGUCUUAGUUUGAAAAUGUUACAAUUUCAUGAUGACUGGCUAAAAAAAAAUCCGCCUUUGCUUUUAUCUUCUGAAUUAAUAGUUUUGUUGGAGUGGAUUUAGUUUAAUCCCAUUUGAUAAAAUAAAAUAACUGUUUAUAUGAUUUUUUUUUUCAGAGUUCACACCCGCUAUGUUUUCUUAAAGAGAAAACCACACAUCAAGGUAUGUUUUUUUGGUAUAUGAUGGUGGAUAUUUACACAAGAGAAAUACUUAAGAUGUCUUGUGUUAAUUUUUUUUAAAUUUUAAAAUGUUGACUUGUUGAAAAGAAGUAUUUUUUUUAUGUGCUGAAAAUGAAUAUGUAUAAUUCUAAAAACAUUUCCAACUUUUUAUUUGGAUCAAUAAAAGAGUAUUAUCUUAUCCACUUGUUAUUGUACCAUUGUAGCUAAUGAAAUUAAUUCAAUUUCUAUCUUAUUAUUCAUAUUCUUAUCAAUUUGCAAUCUGAAACAUAUUUUUAAAACUUUACAUAAUGUCAAAGAAAAAAACUCAUACUAGUACAUGUAAUAGUAAACACUAUGUUCCUAACCAAGAAAGAGCAGACACAAACCCAUACUGGUACAUGUAAAAGUAAACAAUAAGUUCCUAACCACUAAAGAACAUAUGUAAACUUCACAAAGUGGUUCAGAACCUAUGACGGUAUAAGAAGCUUUUUAAUAAAUGUUGAUUGUGCUGUCACAAGCAAAGCACUAAUGACUUAGGUCAAAGAAGUCUCUUCAUUCAUUGUAUGCCUCAGUCAUUUUUAAUAGCAUUUGUGAAAGUUUUUUAAAAUUUUGGAGCAAUCAAAUUAAAAGGCUGUGGGCAGCACACACCAGGGCUGCCACUCACUUUUCAAAAAAAUUCCCAAGAUCUUGGGAAAAUUCACAAGGUGUGGUAACCCUGGCAUACACAUGAGAAAUCCAAUGUUUUGUUUUUUGUUUCUAAUCCUGUUUUUUUUUUUUGGUUGAAUUUUUUUCCAGUUCCUCAUGGGAUGCUGGCCUUACGUCUCCAUUAUAGAAGAUGGCCCCAAGACUAAAUAACUCAGCAUUAAUGUUUCAUCAAGAAUUUUUUUCCAUUCAUUGUGCGGAUACGAUAGGGGGGCCUGAUGAUUUAUAUAUAUUUUUUUAUAUCAGCUUUUGCUGCUCGUUAAAUUGUUUGUAGAUUAAAUGACAUACCGAUCAUUUGAACUUUAUUACCGGUGGCACUGAAAGAAAUGUAAACAGUAAUGAAGAAAAAAAAUAAGGCUAUGUAACAAAGUGAACGUUGGCCUUGUAGUGAAUGCUGGCAGAGGCAGAUCUUAAGAACAUGUGGACAGGAGGAUAAAUAAAAAUAGUUUGCUAAGUUUUAAAGUUUUAAAAAAUAAUGUUAAUGACUCCAAUAUUUCGUUGCAAUAUUUGGAGGGAUGUGCAUUAUUUGUAGCCUCCCUCAGUCCAGGUUUCAAUGAAAUAGCUAGAUCUUUGUUUGAUGACUUUAGUUGAAAAGUGGUACGUGGGACCAUUUCUACACCAGCAUAUUAAAGAGAGCAACGGCAACAUGAAAGCACACUCCUUAAAUUAAUUAUAAGCCAUUAAGAAUAAAAAAAUAAAAUAAUUUGCUUGUUUUAAUUAUAUUUGUGUGUUUUAAAUGCUCCAUUUGUUUAGGCGAUAAAAUUCACUAUUUUCAUAGAUAUAUAUUAUUUACUUUGUUUAUAAUCCAAUAUAUUAAAAAGGAAAUACUACUACUGAUUAUAUGCUUAAUGUGUUUCCUUAUGUUUGAUGUCAGCUAAAGUUUCUAUAUUUAAACAAUGCUGUUAAUUGUUUAAAUGGAAUUAAAUUGUUCUUAAGCCUAGAUUCCUGUUAUUAAGCUUAGAUAUGGAUUCCAGUGUGUUGAUCUUAUUAUUCAGUUGCCUAACACGUCUUUAAUGUUGAUGAGAUGACUGUGUGAUGAGAUAUGCAUUCCAGUGCUUUAAGUUUGCCUAACACGUCUUUAACGUUGAUGAGCUGACUGUGUCUGUUUGAUUUUUACACGGUUAUUUAUCUGAAAUAAGAGUUAAAUAAUUCACACAAUUCUUUGUGUCCUUGUGAUUAUGAUAUACAAAUAUUCCAGCCUGGUGUUUUUUUGCUAAAUAUAUUUUGAUAUCCAAUUCUAUCUUUCUUUUUGCUUGAAACCAUUUCCAACACGUAGCCUUUUUUUUGUGUAUUUUUGCCAAUCUGUGCCAUUAUAUGCUAAACUUUUAGUUAAUUUUUUGUUAAUGUAAUGCCCUAGUUUGCACAACAUGUGAACUAUGUUUUGGUGUAACAAACCUGUGGAAUUCAAUAGAUUGAAAUGAGCAAAAACUCUACUUAUAGUGUAACAAGUGAGAAUGUUUGACAUCUGUUUAGCAUUUCAAUCUUUUACUGAAAUGAUUAUCUGCCAUUUAAUUUACAAAUGUGUGCUUAUUUUAUAAUAUAUUUACUUUACCAACGCAGCAAUUUAUAUUACGGUAUUCCGUACAUUACUGUUGUAAUUUGUCUCUUUUGUCUGAAUGAGUUUAGUCUCUUCUUAAACAUUUCCAGAGCUUUUAAGUUAACAACUAUUGCAUGGAAUUUGGAAGAAUUAUUUAUUUUGUUUACAUUAUAAUUAAUUUAAUAUCAAAAUGUACACAAGACAUGGACAUACACUUAGGAAAAUGUUUGGCACAUUUGUUUUAAUAUUCUCAAGUUUGUAGCCAAAUAUUGUCGGUUUAAUUGCACCACACAGAAUUUUAUUAUGGCAGGUUCAGUUGUUCUAAUUAGACUAAUGUAAUUUUUCAAAAAGUUUGAUUGUCCAGGUAUUUUCAAUGAGAAUUUACCUCUUGUCAAGAUUAGCUGCCAAACUUGACCAUAGCUGGAAAAAACCCAAAACAAAUUCCAACCCAGAAGCAGAAAACCACUCUUUAAAUAUUUGAAAAAGAAAUUUUUUUACUCAUUCAAGCGGAGUUAAAGCCAGUGACUCUGGGGUGUCAUCAUUACAAUAUUAGUCCAUAGUUUUUUCUAAAAUUUUAGAGUCAAUAUUUUUAUUCUUAUCACAAUUUUGGACGUUGUUUGUGUUCAAAGUAUUGUUAUUAUUUACUUAAAAUACUUUCUUGGUAAUUGUACCAUUUUUUUUUUCGUUAGCCCUUUUUUACAUGAAAUGGAAAAAGUUUAAUAAAUAUAUCUACUCCCCUUUCAAGCAAAAUAUGAGUAAAAGAAAACUUGAAUAAAUAAUUAAUAGAGGCAUUUUUGUUGACAACUUAAAGAAAACAUGCAUGAAUAUUUGAUACAUCUGACUAGCUAGGGACAGAAUAGAGAUAUUUAAAAGAUAUUUGACUCACUGCCAGGAUUUAGUUGACUUAAUUAAAAUCUAUAUCAUCCAUGCUUCUUUUGAAUGAGUUUCAAAAUCUUUCCUAGAAAAAAAUCUAACAUUUUCCAAUAACCAGACAAGAUUACAUUUUUUUCUUGAUGGGCUCUCCCAAUCUGAAAGAACUAUUUGAAAUUUUGGCUAAAAUCCAAGUCAUUAAUUAUAUAUGCUAGAAAGUUGCUCUUUUUCAAUGAAUUUAAGGAGCCACAUUUUGUUUCUAUUUGAAAACACACAAUUUUUUAAAUUAACAAGUUGUGGUGUAAGUAGUUCUUAUAUCAAGCAGCGGUUCUCAGUGUAAGUAGUUGUUCAUGUGUCAAGCAGUGGUUCUCAGUGUAAGUAGUUGUUAUGUCAAGCAGUGGUUCUCAGUGUAAGUAGUUGUUCUUAUGUCAAGCAGUGGUUCUCAGUGUAAGUAGUUGUUAUUAUGUCAAGCAGUGGUUCUCAGUGUAAAAAGUUCUUAUGUCAAGCAGUGGUUCUCAGUGGAGGUAAAAUAUUUGUGUCUCACAUCAGCGUAAUUUGGACUUUGUCCAUCCAAUGUAUUUUUAUUUCCACCUUCCACCACUGUCUGUUUUGGUAAAAACUCAAACUCUGAACCCUGACUCAACUCAAGACACUGAACUCAGACAGGGAACUCGGACUCUAAUGAAUAGCUAUGUGCUGCCAGAAAGCUCACGGUUUCUUCCAUUAACAUGGUCUGUUUCAAGCAUGUGCUACAUGUUCAAAUCAUGCCAGUCCCUAGGUGCUGGAGAUAUAUAUAUUAUGUAUUCAUCUUUAUUUAAUAAUGAAAAACGUUACAUUUUUGCUUGUUUGAAUAAUUUUCUUUGAACUGGCUCAAGAAUCUGUGGUAUUUGUUUUCCAUUUCUGUGUUAAAUCUUGUAGGCAUUUCUUGCCAAAAAUAACCAAAAUGUGAAAUCCUGCUCAG
Molecule: messenger RNA, 10705 nt
Organism: Lymnaea stagnalis (great pond snail)
Lineage: Eukaryota; Metazoa; Mollusca; Gastropoda; Lymnaeidae
Source: the annotation of a GenBank genome assembly